Molecule: messenger RNA, 899 nt
Organism: Electrophorus electricus (electric eel)
Lineage: Eukaryota; Metazoa; Chordata; Actinopteri; Gymnotiformes; Gymnotidae
Product: sulfotransferase 2B1-like
Molecular function (GO): sulfotransferase activity
Source: RefSeq, a predicted model, not a curated record
UCAUUAUGAUGAGUGACCAACAAUUAUCCCAGAAGUACCUUGCUUAUCAUGGACUUUUUCUACCCAAGUGUGGUUAUGAGGACAAUAUAAAGGAUUUUAAGACAUUCAAAGUUCAAGAGGAUGAUGUUUUUGUAAUUACGUAUCCCAAGUCAGGUACGGUAUGGAUGCAAGAGAUUAUUCCCCUGCUCCUCAAUGGAGGAGAUUUUACUCCUGUGCAGACCAUCCCAAACUGGGAAAGGGUUCCUUGGCUUGAGGCAACUCCUGCUCUGUUCGUGGACAAGAUGAUUUCUCCACGGGCUAUGGUCUCCCAUAUGCCUUAUCAUCUGAUGCCUUCCUCAUUCUUCUCUUCUAAGGCUAAGAUCAUUUAUAUUACCAGAGACCCAAGAGAUGUCUUGGUUUCCUCUUUUCAUUUCCACCGGAUGGCCAAUUUUCUAGAUGACCCAGGAACAUUCGAAGAAUUUGCUGCCAAAUUCCUAGCAGGGAAAGUGUUUUAUGGAAAGUGGGCUGACCAUGUAAAAAGCUGGAGAAACCCAGAUAUAGGAGACAGAAUUCUCUACAUCAAAUAUGAGGAGAUGAUUCAGGAUCUGCGUGGGGUUAUGGAAUGCAUUUUAUGCUUUCUUGGCAAGCAACUGAGUGAAGAUGCUCUGGAUCGCGUAUAUGAACACUGUCAGUUCAAAAACAUGAAGCAUAACAAGAUGUCCAACUAUUCACUGGUACCAGAGAACUUCAUGGACAGCAGCAAGUCACCUUUCUUCAGAAAAGGAAUUGCUGGAGACUGGAAGAAUCAUUUCAGCCCAGAGUUGGAGGCCAAAUUCAUUGCAGCCAUUAAUGAAGAAAUGAAGGGAUAUGGAAUUAGAUUCUAUUGGGAUGAGGAAGAAAAUGAAAUUUCCUUUAAUUAA